GUUGUGGAAAUUGUGGUGAAUAGUAACUAUAACUAGUAUUUGCACGUAAUUAGCAUGUAAAUAAUACACAUUUUGCGAUGGUAACCACACCAUCGAUACACUCCGCAGAUCGAGUCGGACCCACUUUUGGAAUGGUUGUGAGAGAGAGAAGUUCGAGCCAAAGAAUAAUCAAUAAAAAUACUUAGAACUACCGGGAUUGUGUUUUGCAUACGGUAUCCUCGCACCGCAAAAUCACUCACAUCGCGUUUUUUGGACGACCUACAAAAUCAAAUUCGAAAAUGAAGUUCAAGUAUCAAAUGAAACCGAAACCACUCAAAUACAUUAAACACGCUCUUCGGCAAUUGGCACACGCUCUUGGCAAGGCCCUGUUAUAUUUGGGCACUCCCCCCCUGUGCCCGGUCCAUCAGAGCGGCGUUUUAACCCAACUCCACUGCCAAUACCUGGGCUGCUGUCCGUUGUGCAAUCUGUGCGGGUUCUCAGACUUCGCAGAGACAUGUACGAGACCAUCUUGCUUGUGCUCCGGCGGCCCUACCGAUUCGUCUGCCCCACGGAACUAUUUUUCGACAGCUUCUGGACCGAGAUAUAGUGAGAUGGCAUAGCAUGACAACUAAAUAAAUUGAUUAAUGGUGGCGGAGUAAAA
This is a messenger RNA of Drosophila miranda, 640 nucleotides long. RefSeq lists its product as uncharacterized. The transcript is spliced from 2 exons. Lineage: Eukaryota; Metazoa; Arthropoda; Insecta; Diptera; Drosophilidae. The record is from RefSeq and is a predicted model, not a curated record. The coding region runs from base 279 to 599 and encodes 106 amino acids.